CUCAUUUCGGGAAAAAUAGCCACAAAAUCUACCAACAUUAGAGUCCCCCAAAUUUUGAUGUUUCUAGUAUUGCUCAAACAUAUAAAAACUCAAAAAACAGUCUCCUCUCAUUCCUUAGUCUCAUCACCACUUACUCUAUUUAACAUCAUAUCUCAAAUCAAGAAAAUCACUUCAUCUUAAUAUGUGCUCUCCAUUAUGAUUAUGAUCUCAAAGGAAAAUCAGAAUAACAUUCAGAUUCAUCCCUGGUAGCUAAAAUAUAAUUUGAUUUUGUACUGAAAGAUCCAUCUAAUUAUUUAGUUUCUUCAAGAUUUAAUGGAUUCAUUUCCUGAAGUGGAGAUUUCAAACUCUGAGAACAAUAGCAUCAACACUACUGGGAAUACUUAUGUUGCAGGCACCUCGUCGUCAUCGUCUCCAACAACGUUAAGCCGGUACGAGAACCAGAAGCGCCGGGACUGGAACUCUUUUGGACAAUACCUUAAGAACCACAGGCCACCACUCACUCUCUCGCGGUGCAGUGGUGCUCAUGUUCUUGAAUUUCUUCGAUAUCUCGACCAAUUUGGAAAGACCAAAGUCCACACCCCAAUCUGCCCCUUCUAUGGUCACCCUAACCCGCCUGCUCCAUGUCCUUGCCCCCUUCGACAGGCUUGGGGAAGCCUCGACGCCCUCAUCGGUCGACUCCGAGCGGCAUACGAAGAAAAUGGAGGAAAGUCGGAGCUAAAUCCUUUUGGGGCUCGAGCUGUGAGGCUGUAUCUUCGGGAAGUGCGCGAUUUACAGUCAAAAGCUAGGGGAAUUAGCUAUGAGAAGAAAAAGAGGAAGCGCCCUCCUCCGCAGCCACAAGGCCCGCAACAGUUGACUGCAGCACCACCACAAUCACCACCAGGUGAAGGAUGAACAUCCCAGAAAUCAAACCAGUACUAGUUUUUGCAGAUUAUUGCAAGUAUCUUUCACUAGAUCUUUUUCGAAGAACCUGGGUGCAACUUAAAUCUUUUACAUGGGUAACUUCUCAUCUAUCUUCUGUUACAUCAGUAUUUAGGGUUAGUUAGUUUACUUUUCGAAAGUUGGAGAAACUGUGUUUUUUCUGUUAGUCAUCACAUUAACCAACCAAUUCCUAGAUCUUGGGUGGUCUUCUAAUUCUGUGUUUGUGAACCCCCUCCGCCCACCCCACUUCACCUAGGGGGUAGGGGUAGUUUAUGUUUAGCUUUUAUUGAGCCUUAGAGGCAAAAACUGCAAGGAUUAAAUGCACUAUUAGUAAUUGCAGACUUGCAACAAUUGCUUUCUAAAAGUUGUAGAAGUAAAUGUAAUCUCAAUUUGAAGCUUAGGUUCUCUGAUCACAGUGUUUGAUUUGGAAUCA
Molecule: messenger RNA, 1351 nt
Organism: Olea europaea var. sylvestris
Lineage: Eukaryota; Viridiplantae; Streptophyta; Magnoliopsida; Lamiales; Oleaceae
Product: protein LIGHT-DEPENDENT SHORT HYPOCOTYLS 3-like
Exons: 1
Coding region: 313-891 (192 amino acids)
Biological process (GO): mRNA transcription; response to light stimulus
Cellular component (GO): nucleus
Source: RefSeq, a predicted model, not a curated record